GAAGUUUCACUUUUCAGUCUUGGUUUUCAAUUUCGUGUUUUUGUGCAAAAAAGCUCAAUAGGCGGAUGAUGAAAGCAAAAAACCUUUUAGUUAACAAACGUUCGCUUGUCGCGAGUCCGUAAGUGGAAACAGGACUGUGUCUAAACAUGUCUUCCUCGGAGGUAGAAAGUCGAAAUAUAACAAUACAAAUGCGAAAAUCUGUGGAAAACCUGGUUCUAUCUUCACAAGAUGCAAUAGGGCAGAGUAUCAGUCAAGCUCUGAACUUUUCUGGAGUGAUAUCGCAGCACACGUCCCAACUCAUACAGGACAGCAAAAACGUGUCCCGCGCGCCAUCGCCCUCCCCUCGCAACUUUGAAAGCGCCACAGAAACUCUGGACAAUGACAAGACGUCGACGCCGAAUCCUCGCGGCCCCGAUGCCACCAGGACCAAGAAGAAGAGCUGGUACAACUCUCUGUACCCCACGUACAAGAACAAGCUGGACGACUUCAAGAGACUGUUCAAGGACUUGCCCGACGACGAGAGACUUAUUGUGGACUACUCGUGCGCGCUACAGAAGGACAUCCUGGCGCAGGGGCGGCUGUACGCGUCGCAGAACUACCUGUGCUUCUACGCGUACAUCCUGGGCUGGGAGACCAGCCUCACUCUGCGGUGGAAGGACGUCACCGCCAUCACCAAGGAGAAGACUGCUCUCGUCAUACCCAAUGCCAUCCUGGUGUGCACGGACAAGGACAAGCACUUCCUCACGUCCAUCUCCAGCAGGGACAAGGCCUACCUGAUGCUGUUCCGGAUCUGGCAGAACGCGCUCAUGGACCAGCCGCUCACCAGCCACAAGAUCUGGCAGUGGGUGCACAGCUGCUACGGCGAGGAGCUGGGCUUCAACUCCGACGAGGAGUACAUGAGGGAGGGCGCCGACGACGCGGCAGCACCGCCCGACCUCGCCGAUAAGGAGUUGUUGGACUCGUCUUCCAUGGACGCGAGCGGAGGCGGAGACGGCAGAGGAGACAACAAGAGCAGCAGGUCGGCGUCGCGCGGACGGGACUCCUCACCGCCGCUGGUGACGAACGGGGACGCGGAGGAGAGGGACGAGGGGGACGCCCUCCCCACGGACAUGUCGGACACCAGCGAGAGCGAGCCCGACAAACCCAACAACGGCGCGGAAAUGGAACAGUGCACGGAUCCCCAUGACGGUAAGCUGAUCCUGAGCGGCAAGUUCCCCUUUAACAUCGACACGCUCUUCACCAUGAUCUUCACAAACUCCAAGUUUCAACUGGAGCUACUCGCCGAGAGAGGAACGUCGGACUACGUCGAGUCUCCGUGGCAAGUGCAAAAUGGGCGUAAGUUCCGACAGACCAGCUACAAGCUGAGCCUGUCCACCGGACCCAUCGGGCCCAAGGAGGUGCAGGUCACGGAGACCCAGGUGAUGAACAAGUGCUCGAAGCCGGGCGUGGUGUACUCCAUCGAGUGCCAGAGCGAGAACUCCGGCAUCCCGUACGCCGACCACGUGACGGUGAUCGUGCACUACUGCCUGCGCCGCGCCGCCGACUGCGCCACGCACCUCGCGCUCUACGCCACGCUGCGCUACCGCCGCUCCAUGUGGCCCCUCGUCAAGGCGGUCAUGGAGAAGAGCACCAUGGCGGGCCUGGACGAAUUUAGUAGGCUGCUCGAGGCGCGACUCAACGCUGAGGCGGAGAACGCGGCCCCCGCCACCAGGAAGGCCAGGAGACACCGGCGGGCCACCGGGAGCUAUGCAGUAUCGGUUCCCCCCGCAUUGUCGGUCCCCCCUCGGGCGCCAUCUCCUCCCCGCGCCCCGCCUGCCCCCCGCUGGCCGCUGGUGGCCCUGCUGCUGCUGCUGCUCCUCAAUGCAUUGCUGUACUGGAGACUCUACCACACCGAUACUACACAAACCAUCGGCGUUCAUCACUUCCAAGACAGAGCGGAGGGGGCGGCGGAGCGCCAGGCGGCGGCGCAGCGCCACCAGCUGCGGGCCUGGGCGCGCGCGCUGCACCGCGCCGCAUACUCUCUCGCGCAGACCGAGCAAGCCCUGAUGAAGGUUUUGGAAACUAUCAAGCCCACUCUAGAAAAGGUGCGGCAGGAGUCACAAGACAAAACCGAACUUUAAAAGCGACGAGCAUGAAAUUAGGUAACAAAUGGAUUCAACAAGCGUGUCUGUCCUGCUCUGUGGGGGUGACUGGCGCUACCGCGUUCUGCCGCGAACUGCCGCCAUCCGUGUGUUGGUGCUGUGCCAUCACUAAUAGAACUGCUCUUGUCGCUUCAAGAUAUACUUUCCACAUAACCAGUAUGAUAUGAAUUAUAUUUUUUUUUUCUGUUGAUUGCACAAUCCACACAAUAAUUAGUACUACGGCCAACUUAUUAGAAUCAUCUACCGGACAACAUAGAGUAUACGACUGUAUAAACACAAGCAGGAUUGACAUCAGGUGGUAUCUCUAAACUUCGUUUUUAUCGAUUUUCUAAACGCUCAUAAAACCAUCCCUUUUACGUUUGUGAGAUUUCAACAGGAGUGAAAGGGAUGCAACUAUGGUUAUAUUUUAGUUACCAAAAAGAAUUUUUCAUCUUGUCCAUGAAGAUAAACACGAAUAUCCCAUAGAAGAAACGCAAUAAUAGAGUAGUUCAGGAAUUAAUGUGAAUUAAUAAGCUCAAGGAAUGAAAUAAUUAAAUAUAAAACUGUAUUACAGAAAUAUUUUUUAACUCACUUACGUUUUUUCAUGCAAACCGAGUUUCAUUAUAGAACUAGUAGGGCGAGUAUGAACAGUGACGUCAUUGUUCAAUACACUGUCGUCUGACGUGAGAUUUCGAAGCUAAAUUUCCUUAUUUGUGAACAGUUCCUGUCUUCGUUUUCAUUGAUUAUUUAAUUUGUUUUUUCUUUUAUUUGUCUUUUAUGAGACAAAACCAGUCGGACUGCGAUGGUCCUUGGGCAGCUACAUAGGUUCCGCCAACGGCAUAGACCCUGCUUUUGUGAAAGUCUGUUACUCACGGGCCUAUUUAGAGUCACGGAAUUUGUUGAACAGUAAACAAUCUAUUACCAAUUUUACGUGACCCCUUCAUUUAUGGUGGUCAUUAAAAACUAGAUGUGUACCGGCUAAAUGCGUGACGGUGUAGGUAGGGUUAUUAUCAGUCCGUCACGAGUGAGGCUGCUAAGUGUCGACACUAAACAAAUUAACCCAAAAUCCGGUUACAUCUAGACUUUGUGACGUCUACUCGAUAGUUGGGCGGACAUCACCAGCACUAAACAGAACUCGGUGCGAUGUCGUCAAACUAAACCGCGGUGACGUGUCUCUCUUGGACCCGUUAAUGCGAUUCUAUAUUCCUUUUGCCUUAGAUAAUUUAGUUUCAAGAUUCACCGAUCCUCCCUAGAAUUUAUCUUCCUGUCUUAAAUUAGACGGCAUUUAUUUUAUUUCAAUGCUACGAGGAGAGGAUGGACAACGGCAAUUAAAACUUACAAUUACCAUUAGAAUUCGUCUCUUUAUCUAUAUUGAUGUCUUGUAUUUUAUAAUAUAUUCAUAAUUGCAUAAUUAUUUAUAUUUAAAUCUUUAAUGACGUUCAGUCGCUGUAAACAAUUACAUUUUCCUCUCUCGUUAAUUAUAUAGAUAGGCUCGUUAUGAAUCCUCGUAGGUAAUUUCCCACUGUGAUAAAAAAAAAACUGUAUUAUAUAAAAAUAAAUUUCUAUAAUAGUACUAUGACGGUCAUACGACGCAUAGCGUUGUGGCGUGGCUGUAUUGUCUGACAGGUGACACUGCUCUGACAGCUGACAUUUAUAAGCGUUAAAUCACAUUUAGUUUUCUUUAUAUUGUGUGCGUCUUAUUUGUUUUAGGUAAAUCAACAGAGAUCCUGUCAUCAAACAUUCUUAGCUACUCGCUUAAUUUUUAGUGAAUAUCUGUGACCUUGCUCGUUCACGAAGCCCGCUAUAGAAAGCAGAGUAUUAUAUACACUUGACAUUGGCGAAAUCUAUAAGGAAACGCCAUAAACCUAAGAGAUAGAUAGAUAGAUAGUUUUCUUUACGUUUGGCAUAUUGGCUAAAUAUCAUCAUUCGAUCGUAGCAAUUAUUCUUGGUAGGUACUUAAUAAUACAUAACCUAAGUAACUUACUCGAUAGGCAAUCAAAAUUGCUUGCCAGCAAAAUCUAUAAAUGUGAUUUGAUGUUUAAAUGAUGUUAGCUGUCUCUGUUUUUCGCAAUGGGAUGCUGUGGACCUUGUGAAAUGUAGACAAUACGGGUAACAGCUGUUUGUCAAUAUAUUCUGCUUUGUGAAUGUGAGCUGCUGUAUGAUACACCCUUACCGACGAUAUUUGUGGCCGCUGGAUGUCUAUAGGGUGGGGGGUACUUAGUUAAUCAAUAAGUUGCAGUGCUGCCAGCUUUCUUAAAAGAACUUCUAAAAUUUUGCGUGUAGUAUAAUGUUGCCAAGUUAAAUAAAUUAAAUCUUAAGUAAUUUUAGUAGGUUUAGAAGAUAACUUUCAGUGUUAGACUGUAUCUGAUAGUUGUAGUUCAGGAAUCUAACAUUGUUCAAAAUCAUUGCACUAUAAGCUUCAAAAUAAUAGACAGAUCACUACCGUUUUAACCUAAACUUUUAUUUUCAAUGAAGACGAUGCGCGAUCGGAUAUGAAUUCCUACCUAGUUAGUGUGUAUUAAUUUUAAUUUCGUACAUUUUACGUUAAGUUUAUUGACAUUGAAAGGAAUUUAAAAGAUUUUAUCGUUUUAUUAAAAUUUGAAGUUUCCGCUGUGGAUGUAUUACUUGUUUGAUUUUUGUGGUAUCGGCGCACGGCAGCUUUCUUUGGGAGUGGCAAGAGUAGUGGCGUGCGAAUCGAACCACACUAAAUACCUCAUCGCACGUAACUCUCGUCCGGUUCCCAUGGGGACACAAUACGACCCGAAAUGAGAGGGAUUUUUUAGAGUUCUAGGCAUUCUAAACUUAACGGAAGUUUCAUAAAAAUAUUUUAUUAAAACACUAUAAUGCCAAACAUUGUGGGGUUUACCCUACUAAACUAAUCCUUAACUAAACAAAUUUAAAGUAUAAUAGCAAAAGAAACUUCAGUCAAGAACAGUAUUUUACAAAGAACCAGUAAAAAUACUGUCUAGAUAUCACAAAACUCGACUGUCAGGAGGUAAAGACAGUUUUAUUACUUGAUUUAACUUUACUAAAAGUCCAAAGUGUUGAAACGUCAAGCGAACUUCAAAUGUAAAAUCGUGAUUCCCGCCAAUAUGUCAAAGAAUAGGUACAUAAUUCCUAAGAUUUUAGUAUUAAAUCGAAAGCGGUUUUCGAAAUUUUCUUUCAUAUUUACAAUUAAUAUUAAGUUUAAGUCUAAACGUACAAUAAGCGUAUUAUUUUACAUUUUGAUCGGUUGCAUUUUUAAAACAAUGUUUGUAAACCAAAAUGUUGGCGCUAAUAGUUUGAAUGUUUCCUAUUAAUAAUAUUAAAUACGUCACGUAUCCACAUCGGCUUUGGAUAAACAAUUAGUUUGUCAAAUCUUUGCGGAACUAUUAAAUUAUAGUUCCGUACGGUUCUAGUUUGUUCAUCAACUAAUAUUGAGCCCAUCAUUAAGCAUGUAAUCUCUUAUAAACGGGAACUGAAAUGCAGUAACGUCGAUAGCAUAAUUUUAUUAUGGUUCAAGGUUUUUCCAUGGGGGUCAAAAACUUAUCUCGGUAUUUCGAUAGUGAUGAGCGGAGCCCCGUUUUAAUAUUCGCCCAAAAAGUAACAGGGCGUCACCUAUGGUGUCAAUAAUGUUUUUUUUUAAUAAUUAGGUUUUAUUAUUAUUUUUCAUUUUAAUAGUUACGCUCUUCGAAAUGCGUAAGUUAUUUAUUAUUUAAUAGAAUCAUCUACAAAAACGCGACGAACUACGGGAAAGUUCUUUUCUAACCAAAAACAUUAAUCAUAACGAGUUUAAAUUUAUAAUCGUAUAGUAAACCGGGAUAGGGAAUAGACGAAUCGUCGAUUUCAAGAGCAAAAAAGCAGAAGGUCUGCUCUUGUACCCAAUACAGUGGCGGUUGUCUUCUAGAAAGAAAUCAUCAUCAAUCGGUUCUUCAGAAAUGCGGGUGCGCUUAUUGGCCCUCGACGUUUUGUUCACUUUACAUUACAGGCUCGGGAAACAUUUACAUGGCAAAUGUCGUGAAUAUAUAUUUUAGUUUAAUGUCGAGAUAUUUGGCUAAAACUGCUUUGACUUCAAGAUCAUUCUCUUCAGCUCUGUUUAGAAAAAAAAAGCAAAUAUUAAACGGUAAAAUAGAUAGAAAGUGUUAAAUGAUGUUAUUUGAAUAUAGAAACGUAGGUAAAUCAUGAAUUAAUUUUUCAUGAUUUUUUUAUUAAUUACGUUGUAGUUUUGAUCUCUGUAUAAAGUAUAAUAGUUUAAUUUUUAGGUUAUUUUUUUUACUUCGGUGCUUUAGUGUUGUACAUAUAUGUAUAUUAUUAUAAUACUUAAUUGAAUAAUGUAUUAUUAUUAUUAUUCGUCAAUUAUGAUGAUUUCGUAUUUAAUUAAUUUCGUAUUAAAUCCGACAUUUCAAUUUUUUAUUGUAAAGAAAAUAUGAUGUAUUAAAAAUUCUAUAUUUAUACAUACAUACGUAAAUGUUUUCUAUUAUGGUUUAAAAUUAUCUGAUCAUUUUUAUGAAUAAAGGGAUACCUAUCCAUAUUUAAUUAAGUUUUCUUUUUGAAAUCUUUAACCAAGUUAAAUAUUGAUAGAUGUAACUUACCCAUGUAAUGGUAGCAAGCAACACCACUUAUAAUUUUAUAUAGAUUAGACACAAAUUGAAGAAAUAUACAGAAAUAGAAAUAAAAAUGUACUCGUUAAAUUUUGGAUAGAAUAAAGAUUAUGUACUUUGUCUUUUCAUUAUAUAUUUAUACAUUUGUGUGAUCAUGGAAAAUUGAUUUUGUCACAAGUUGGCACACAUAUUCUAUAAAAUUUCUUUCGAUAUCCAUACAUUAAAGUACAUUCAUUGUUGUAUCAUAGUUCAACAUGCGUAACUAUCAACUAAAAUAUAUUAACAAAACUGUAGUAGAUUUGAAAUUAUAAAAUAUUAUUAUAUUUACAAGAGUAUACAGUAAGUACGUCAUUCCAAAUUAUAUAGUAAGUAUGUUUAGAUAUGAAAUAUUAAUAUAUUAUAUAAAUUUGAUAAGUCAGAAGAGCAUAAAAUAUAUAGUUGAAGUAAUAA
Bombyx mori (domestic silkworm) is the source of this 7150-nucleotide messenger RNA. Its product is annotated as protein Aster-B. Gene Ontology annotation, biological process: intracellular sterol transport. The transcript is spliced from 16 exons. Gene Ontology annotation, cellular component: endoplasmic reticulum-plasma membrane contact site; plasma membrane; endoplasmic reticulum membrane. The record is from RefSeq and is a predicted model, not a curated record. NCBI's taxonomy places the organism in Eukaryota, Metazoa, Arthropoda, Insecta, Lepidoptera, Bombycidae. The coding region runs from base 147 to 2120 and encodes 657 amino acids. Gene Ontology annotation, molecular function: sterol transfer activity; sterol binding.